Messenger RNA from Penicillium subrubescens, 1233 nucleotides. RefSeq names its product putative endo-1,4-beta-xylanase. NCBI's taxonomy places the organism in Eukaryota, Fungi, Ascomycota, Eurotiomycetes, Eurotiales, Aspergillaceae. Gene Ontology annotation, cellular component: extracellular region. Gene Ontology annotation, molecular function: cellulose binding; hydrolase activity, hydrolyzing O-glycosyl compounds. The record is from RefSeq and is a predicted model, not a curated record. The transcript has 5 exons. Bases 1 to 1233 code for a protein of 410 amino acids. Gene Ontology annotation, biological process: carbohydrate metabolic process.
AUGGUUCAUCUCUCCGCUAGCUCUCUGCUUUUGGCGGCUGGUAUUCUACCAACUCUCGCAUAUGGAGCUGGCUUGAACACUGCUGCUGUUGCCCUUGGCAAGCUCUACUUCGGUUCUGCCACUGACAAUGGCGAAUUGUCGGACUCUGCCUACGUCACGCAGCUCAGCAAUACCCAGGACUUUGGCCAAAUCACACCCGGAAACUCGCAAAAGUGGGAUGCAACUGAGCCAUCGCAGAAUGUCUUCACCUACACCAACGGAGACACCAUUGCUAAGCUGGCCAAGACCAACGGUCAGAAGCUGCGAUGCCACAAUCUUGUCUGGCAUAACCAGCUCCCCAACUGGGUUACCAGCGGUUCUUGGACGAAUGCCACGUUGAUUGCGGCUCUGAAGAACCAUAUCACCAACGUCGUUACCCACUACAAGGGACAGUGCUACGCAUGGGACGUUGUGAACGAAGCUCUCAACGAGGACGGAACCUACCGCACCAGUCUGUGGUACAACACCAUUGGCGAAGCCUACCUUCCCAUCGCAUUUGCCGCCGCUGCCGCCGCAGACCCCUCUGUUAAGCUCUACUACAACGACUACAACAUCGAAUACUCCGGCGCCAAGGCCACCGGUGCUCUCCGCAUCGUCAAGCUAGUCCAAUCCUACGGCGUGAAGAUCGACGGAGUCGGUCUCCAGGCUCACUUCAUCGUCGGCAGCACCCCCAGCCGCAGCAACCAGGCCAGCACCAUGGCCGCAUACACAGCUCUGGGCGUGGAAGUUGCCAUCACUGAGCUCGAUAUCCGCAUGACCCUCCCUUCGACUGCUGCCCUCCUCGCCCAGCAGUCGACUGACUACGCCAGCUCCGUCGGUGCUUGUGUUGAUACCAAGGGCUGUGUGGGUGUUACUAUCUGGGAUUGGACUGAUAAGUACUCCUGGGUUCCCGGCACUUUCUCGGGUCAAGGCGCUGCCUGCCCCUGGGACUCGAACUUUGUGAAGAAGCCUGCGUACACUGGUAUCCUCUCUGCUCUGGGUGGCUCGGCCACUUCUACCGCUACGACCACUCUUGUUACGAGCGUUAGCAGUACUUCCACGACUACUUCUACUGCUACCACCAGCACUAGCACGUCCACAGGCGUUGCUCAGCACUGGGGCCAGUGUGGUGGUUCGGGCUGGACUGGUCCUACUACUUGUGCGAGCCCGUAUACUUGCACCUACUCCAAUGCCUGGUACUCCCAGUGUCUGUAA